Messenger RNA from Exophiala bonariae, 1056 nucleotides. RefSeq lists its product as uncharacterized. The record is from RefSeq and is a predicted model, not a curated record. Gene Ontology annotation, cellular component: acetolactate synthase complex; mitochondrial nucleoid. The coding region runs from base 1 to 1056 and encodes 351 amino acids. NCBI's taxonomy places the organism in Eukaryota, Fungi, Ascomycota, Eurotiomycetes, Chaetothyriales, Herpotrichiellaceae. The transcript is spliced from 2 exons. Gene Ontology annotation, biological process: branched-chain amino acid biosynthetic process. Gene Ontology annotation, molecular function: acetolactate synthase regulator activity.
AUGGCUGGCCGACGGAGUCUUCUGUCACUGGCGUCUCGCACCAGCUCCCCAGUUCCACGCCUGCAAACCGGCACCUCAUUCCUCGACUCCAUCACCCCAGCAUCCCGUCGCUGCAAAUCCACAAAUUCCACCUCUGCUCUGGCCUACAAAGCCCUUCAUCGACGGUCACCUCUCCCACUCCCCGUCUCCGACACUUCGCCCCAGUAUGGCGCCGCUGCCGCUGUCUCCUCCAUCCUCUACGAGACCCCUGUUGCUUCUCAAGCGCCUCCCAAAAAACACGUUCUGAACUGCUUGGUCCAGAACGAACCUGGUGUGCUAUCGCGAGUAUCAGGUAUUCUCGCAGCUCGAGGUUUCAACAUUGAUUCUCUUGUCGUCUGCAACACCGAGGUAUCCGACCUGUCUCGAAUGACCAUCGUUCUCCAAGGUCAGGACGGCGUCGUUGAGCAGGCCCGCCGACAACUCGAGGAUUUGGUGCCUGUGUGGGCCGUUCUCGACUACACCUCAGCUGCUCUCGUGCAGCGCGAGUUGUUGCUGGCCAAGAUCUCCAUUUUGGGUCCCGAGGUCUACGAGGAGCUUAUGGAGCAUCAUCGUGAAAUCACAAGCCCCGAGAGCGAAUACGGAUCUGAGCAGGUUGAUAACAUUGAAGAGAACGCCGAGAAGAGACUCCAAGAGCUGGAAGAGGGCAAGAGCGAAGAUCAGUCGUUCUUACAACGAGCUCGUGAGAUGCUCGGUCAAGAGCCGAGCUACCAUCCAAGUGGCCUUGCCGCUAGCCAGGCUCUUCGUCACAAGCACGAGCAUCUUGAGGCUAUUACCCAUUUGACCCAUCAAUUCGGUGGUAAGGUUCUUGAUAUCAGCACCAAUAACUGCAUUGUCGAAGUAUCCGCCAAGCCAAGUCGAAUUGACUCUUUCGUCAAACUAAUUGCACCAUUCGGUAUUCUCGAGUCGACCAGGACGGGUCUCAUGGCCCUUCCCCGUUCGCCUCUGUAUGGACCCGACGAGGAUCUGCAACGGGAUGCUGAUGAGGUUGUUGAUGCAAGCGCCCUCCCUCCCGGAUAA